AUGGGCCGGCUGCGGGCCCUGAGCCCCCUGGCGCUGCUCUCUCUCUGCCUGCCCGCAGCAUGCCUUGACCCCUGCGUCCCCAGCAUCACCCCCCAGCCUGUGGUCCCGUUCGGGGGCUCCGUGGACCUCAACUGCACCUGUGCAAAUGCCAGUGAGCUGAACUGGGAGGUAUCGGUGCUGAAGAAGACACAGCAGGGGCCUGGCUGGGUGUCCCUGAGCAUCACCAACAUCUCAGACUGGAGCCCAGUGGACCUGAAGUGCUACAGGCAGGGGGGCCUUGAGGGCCGGGCCAUUGUCGAGGAUAUGCUCCAUGUUUAUGAGCUCUCCCACCUUGAGAUCCACCCAGAUGCUGAGAUUGUGGCCAGGCGCAAGGGGCAGGUCUUUUGCCAUGUCUAUGCCCGCACAUCCGAAGUGUCAGAGCCUGACCUCACCUUGACACUGAGCAGCGGUGGCCAUGAAUGGCUCAGAACCCACAGGAAUCACUCUCUGCAGUAUGACUUUGUGCUAAAUCCUGAGCAAGAUGGUACCGAGCUUGUAUGUGAGGCCAAGCUGCACCUGGGCCAGCAGGAGUUGUCUGUGAAUGCCAGUGUCACUCUACGUGUCUGGGCCAUACCCUACAAUGUCAGUGUCUGGGCUGAGCAGAUGUCAGUGGCAGCUGGUGGCAACAUUGUGGUGCAGUGCCAUGCACAGGGGAACCCACCACCUGUGCUGCACUGGGUGCUGCCUUCUGAGGAUGGUGUGCGGCGGCUGGACAAUGACAGCAUUGUGACCAUCAUCACGGCCCAGAGUGCCCACAACGGCACCUACAAGUGCGUGGCUGAGAACCGCUUUGGGAGUGUUACGGGCCAGACUGACGUGGUUGUAGAAGCCUCCUAUCAAGUCUGGGUUGCACCUGUGGUGGUCGUGGUCAUGCUGAUUGUUGUGGCGGUCAGUGGCUUCCUCUGGUACUGGUUCAAGUAACCGGGCUGGAGUACAACAACGGCUCACCUGGGGACUCCGGGCCUGUGCCAGUGCCCUCUGACUGCAUUGGCCAGCCCCCAGCUCCUGCUUCUGCUACAAGCUGCACAGCCCACCCCACCACACCCGCCCAGGUUGAUGGAAGAUGAGGGUCAUGCAGGAGGGCUCAGCUGGCUGGUCCAAACCACACCACUGAGUUCAGCAGCUUUGCAUCCAACCUGCCCAUGUCCCGGAUCUGCUGUGACCACUGUUGCCACGGGGUCCUGGUUGGGAAUGGGGCCUGCAUGGCCAUGGGGCAUCCCUUUUACCUGCUGGGAGCACCUGCUGGCAAAGCUGAUGGCCUUGGAUUGGUGGUUGAAAGUCCACAGGAGAACAAGGAGCUCCAUGAAAAGUUGCUCACAUGGGAAACAGGCAGAACUCUCCAUCCUCGGUGUCAUCUGGAUCGGCUCCAGCUGGAUCAUCCACUGGGGGGUGCACACGAGCAAGGGUGAAUCUAAGGGGGCUGUGAGGCAGUUACCCCCUUCAGUUCCUGCUUCCAGCUGCCUGGGAGGGGCAGCAGCAUUUCUUCUCCUCCUUCCUGCCUCAUUAUAAUGUACCUGAUUCCUGCUAUUCUCAGUUGCUAACAACCCUCUCUCCUUUUAGUGGCUCCAUUAACCAAAUUCUUUUUGCUAUUCCAGUGUAUCUGCCUGUCAGCUCCUCCACAUACCGCUUCUCAUCUGUGUCACAGCUGGGCCCACUGGUUUUAGUCCUACCUAAAAACCUUAACUCAGGUGUGCUUGCAUUAACUCAGGUGAACAUUGGCUCAAACCCAGUCAUACCCCAUUCCCUCUCCCUUUCAGCCUCUGCUCUCUGCCACCAUGCGACACAGGAGACUGGGCAAGAGGGACCUAGGGUCUGGUAAAUGGCAGUUCUUAUGGUCUUCUCUUCAUAACAUUAACUCAGACGUGGAAAUGACUGACAGUGUAGCAUUGUCAAGAUGCUUCAGAAGGCCAGCCCCAGCCUCUAGUAUUUUUGCUUUGAUCUUAAACAGAAUACUCAAGCCCCAAGCCCCUGACAGAGUAAUACAGCUUCUAGCUUUUUUUUACCUGGAUGAACAAUGUGUGCUGUGUUUUAUGGGAGGAUGCAGCACCAUCUCCAGCCAGUUACUUUCUGCUCUGAGUCAUCAUCACUUUGGUUCUGAGUCUCUGGGAAGUGCAGAAGCUGCUGACUUGCUGGGCACUAGGUCAUAGUCUGCUCUGUCCUGAGGUUAGGGAGGGGGUCAUGGGACUGUGAUUUCAGGUUUGCAAAAAGCCCUAUGGCUCCACUCACUCUAUGUAUUCAAGGCUUUUACCAGCAGCAGCUGGAGCCUUGGAAAGGACCAGGAUUGGUGGGUGGCAGAGCUGCCAAUGCCCCAGUGCCCACAGCACUGGGCCCUUUGUCUUGGGUCUGUAUAAGUUUGGAGUCUGGGUGAAUGCAGGCACCUCUCAGGUCACAAGGCCUGGGUGCUGCCUCUGUGAUGGGGCAUGAAACUUCCAUCCCUGGUGGGGUGAGAGGGUCUGGCCCUGGGCCAGUGCUGUUCACCAGCAAAGGGAGGGCUUGAUGUCCAUUUUAGAGGUGGGGAGAGUGGGGCACAGGAGAGACAGGCUGGAGGUCACUGGGAAGGCGAGCAGCAGAUCAGGAAACAGCAUCCAGGAGUCCAGCUGCAGCAUCUCUCAGGCUGUGCCAGGGUAUCUAAGGCUGCAGCUCUAAUGCUGUGAGCUCCCAGGUACAAGCCCCAGCAGGAUGCUAUCGGGAUGGCAGGGGGCUGGGGGGACCCCAUCUUGCCUCCUGCAGGGGGAUGCCACCUGGCUUCUCUCCCACUAGUUCCUUGUCCCAGUUGCCACAGGGGGGUGCCAGAAACUCAAGGGUGCCCAGGCUGGCCACAGCUUCCACCUUGAAAGGUUUUGCAAACCAGGGGAAGUUGCAGCCCUGAAGGGAUCCUCUACUCUGCUCUCCACUGCCCCACCUGGGCCACUCCCUGCAACCAGCCCACCCCUCAAGCUACCUCUCAUGCCCUUUUAGAGCUGCAAGGACCCAUGGGGCAUCAGGGAGGGGGCCGGUGGAGGGCUGUGGGUAUCUGAGCUCUGUUGCAGACAGGAAAGGGCUUCCCUGGUCUGGUUCUGGCAGGGUGACAUGGCCCUGCUGGGUGUGAUGUGGCACAGUGGCCUGGGUGAGAGGCAUGGGUCCAAGUUCAGUGCCCAUGAGCACCAGGCCCUUUAUUUGCUGAAAGGGAAGUUGAUUCAGUCUGCUGGAUGAUGGGAAGAGAGUGGGAGUUUCUUCACCAGCUGGGAAAACCAGGCCUUUUCUACACUGGAAGGGCUUGUCUACAGCCUUCUUCCAGCCACAGGCUCUGCCCGUAUCCAGCCACCCGCCCCCCAAAGCUCCAGGCUCCUGGCCAGCCCAGCCUCCCCACCCUAUACUAUGCAGUGGCUCUGGUCCCUGGCUUAAAAGCUGGGCUGUUUUUAAAAAAUCUAUCUAUCUAUCUAUCUAUCUCGCAUUACUUCUACCAAAACUGUCCUGUGGCAGCUAUGGCUCACCUGACAGUAUAACAGUCAUCAUUGCCAUUACAUCAUACACAUUCCCAUCGCAGUAUCCACACCAUGCACCUGCACUCCUGCAUGUUUGUGUGACCAUUAGCCUUGUCUGUCACAAACAUGCAACCUUUUCCUGCACCCUAAGCUUACCCCCCUCCCCACUCCUCUACCCCUGUCUAUUUAUUUCCUAGUUCUUUCAGUUGUCACUGUCUUCACUGUCCUCAUUGCUUUCUUUCUCUCAUUGUCUCUGCCGCCUUCAUCAUCAUCACCAUCAUCAUCAUGAUUGCUCUCUUCAGAGGGUCCAUGCCUGAAAAGUCUGGGCCAGUCCAUCAUCUAGAUGAUCCCUGCCAUCUCCUCCCAAACAUCUUUCACCACUUUCUUGUAGUACCCUUGAGUAUUGUUCAGUCACAUUUUGACACAGGCAUCUAUUGGGGGCUGUGUGCCCAUAUACAAGCAGGAAAUCCUGGCUUUCCACAAGGCAUCUCUAAAGCAGGAAAUUAAUUGGUUGAAGUGGGCCAUUGGGGGUCUCCUUUUGCUUGGACAGUUACUCAAACAGUUCCACUUCUGUGGACAGAGUUGUGAUCCCUGUCACCAUCUUGAGGAGUAUAAACAUUUUCCUCCACACCCCUUUGGUGAAAGAGCAAUACCGCUGGAGGUGGUUGAUUGCUAUGCUUUCCAUGAGCAGGUUUUCCUGGGGCAAUAUGGUUGGUUUUUAACUGCCCCUUUACAUAAUGCCUCACUUGCACCAAGAGCAUGCAGUGGGCUACUUGCAAGUUCACAUCUCCGUGCUUUUUCUGCAGGUCCUUGUGGAAGAUCCUCUCUCCCACGGCGUGGCAUCCAUCUUUGGAGAGUAGGUCCAUGGUUAACACUACAUCUCAUUGCCUCACUGCCUUCUGCAUUUUGCAGUGUUUCAUCAGGGUCACCAGACCUCCUUUCUGUAGUUUGUACUUAGUCACAAACUCCUGGAAGAUCGUUUUAGGCUCAUUUCAGGCUCAACAUUAGGAAAAUCUGCUUCACAACUAGG
Molecule: messenger RNA, 4533 nt
Organism: Alligator sinensis (Chinese alligator)
Lineage: Eukaryota; Metazoa; Chordata; Crocodylia; Alligatoridae
Product: hemicentin-2-like
Biological process (GO): cell adhesion
Molecular function (GO): integrin binding
Source: RefSeq, a predicted model, not a curated record